Marmota monax (woodchuck) is the source of this 4328-nucleotide messenger RNA. It is a transcript of the gene Slc66a3, whose product is annotated as solute carrier family 66 member 3. The transcript has 7 exons. The coding region runs from base 73 to 681 and encodes 202 amino acids. The record is from RefSeq and is a predicted model, not a curated record. Lineage: Eukaryota; Metazoa; Chordata; Mammalia; Rodentia; Sciuridae.
GGCGGAAGGAGGGUGCGCCUCUGGCUGCAGAGGGUUGAGCCCCGGCUUUCCAGCUGCGAUCCGGCCGGCGCCAUGGAGGACGCGCUGCUGUGGUUCUGCAACUGGAGCACCCUGGGCGUGUGCGCCGGGCUCAAGCUGCCGCAGAUCUACGCGCAGCUGGCGGCGCGCAGCGCGCGGGGCAUCAGCCUCCCGAGUUUACUUCUGGAGCUGGCCGGGUUCCUGGUCUUCCUGCGCUACCAGUGUUACUACGGGAACCCGCUGCUCACCUACCUGGAGUACCCCAUUCUCAUCGCUCAAGAUGUCGCCCUCCUGCUCUGUGUCUUUCAUUUUAACGGAAACAUGAAACAGGCCGCGCCCUACAUAGCUGUAUUUGUGUCUUCUUGGUUCAUCCUCAGCCUGCAGAAGUGGAUCAUUGACCUGGCCAUGAACUUAUGUACGUUCAUCAGCGCGGCCAGUAAGUUCGCCCAGCUCCAGUAUCUGUGGAAAGUGCAAGACUCGGGGGCCGUGAGCGCGCUGACCUGGGGCCUCGCUGCGUACACCUGUGCAACAAGAAUAAUAACAACUUUAAUGACCACCAAUGAUUUUACAAUUCUUAUUCGUUUUGUGAUCAUGCUGGCUUUAAACAUAUGGGUAACAGCUACAGUACUUCGCUACCGGAAGCCCGUCAUAAAGGCUGAAUGACGGACCUUAUUGCUACACAAAAAGUGGAUUUUGAGUAACUGAAGCAAAGGAAAAAGCAGCUCAUUGCUACGUGAAGGUCUUUUAUGUAUUUAGUCAAUCAUUUCAGGAAACUUUGAAGUCAGAGGUAUUUAGGACUUCAAAGAGUACUUAAACUUGUUUUAAAAAAUGCCAGUUUUGCUGGGUAUGGUGGCAUAUGCCUGUAAUUGCAGGUACUCAGAAGGCUGAGGUAGGAGGAUGACAGGUUUCAGGUCAGCCUGGGUAACUUGAGGAGACCCUGUUUCAAAAUAAAAUAAGGGCUGGUGUGUUUCUCAUGGUAGAGCGCUUGCUUUGCAUAUGUGAGACCCAGGGAUCAAUACCCAGGACCAGGGAGAAACGUCUUAGAAGGCGGGUUUCCCUCCCUUUCCCCACUCCUGAGGUCACAGCCAGGCUGACAGCUCAUUUUUGAUAUCUGCAGUGACCCACAGAAGAUGCUCAAGCAGCCUACGAGCCCUCGUUCUUCAAGUCAUGAUUAAGUACUUUCUGAAAAGCCAACUACAUCUAUUUUUCAGGUUUCAAAAUCUUUUAAGUAAUAACUUCUUUCCACAAUUAAAAUGAACACGGAAUGAGAUUCUGCUCAGUUGGGAAAUGAAACUGCAAUAUAUCAGCAGGGCUCGCUCUGGGCCUGCUUAAUUGUAACACAAAUAAAACAGCACAGCCUGGCUUGAUGCUACACACCUGCCGGGCUAAGCAGGGAGAGCUAAGCACCUCCUGGGAAGGCUGGUGUUCUGUGCUCAGUGUCCUUUGGCUUCACCCUGUGCCUUUGAAUAUUUCUAUAAAAUGGUACUGAUAGUUGUAAUCUCCACUGAGGAUGAGGAAAUGUAUCCCAGGGAACUUCCCAGUUUAAUCACAAUGCUACCAUUUAAAAAGGGCUACACCUGUAUCAUUACUGGGUUUCGGUAUAAGACACCACUUUUUACCUAUUGAAAAUAUAGUAGUAAAGGGCAGUGCUAGGUUCUGUCUAAAGCUUAUGGAUUUUAUUCUUAUAGUAUCUUGUCCUAAACAUGUUAAGAGUAUUCCCUAACAUUUCGAAACUCAAAUCCCCCUUCUACGUGAAUGGUAUUAUUCUCUUAUAUGCAGUAAGUAAGCAAUGUUUACUAGUAUACGUUUACUUUCCUGUGAACCUGUGUAUAAUAAACUUUCAUAUUUUGGACUCUGAUUGAUUGAUUGAUUGAUGCUGGGGAUUGAAACUAGGGUCACAUACAUGCUAGGCAAGCACUCUACCACUAAGCUUUAAUGUAAUUUUUGAAGUUAUGUAAUUUUUCAAUAAACUGGUUACUUAUUUCAGAACUACCGCUUGGGAUCAUGAGGAAGAAAAAUACUGUAUUGAAAACCCCAAAGACGGGCUGGGGAUGUGGCUCAAGUGGUAGCGCGCUUGCCUGGCAUGUGUGCGGCCCGGGUUCGAUCCUCAGCACCACAUACAAACAAAGAUGUUGUGUCCGCCGAAAACUAAACAAAAUAAAUAAAUAAAUAAAAAAGAAGAAAACCCCAAAGACUCGGAAGGCAGAGACAGGAGGGUCCAAGCUGGAGGCCAGUCUGGGAAAGACAGUGGGACUGUGACUCAAAAGAAAAAAAUGCUGGGGGUAGCUCAAUGGUAGUGUCCCUAGGUUCAAUCCCAGUAGCAGAAACUAAAAUUAAAAAAAAAAAAAAAUCAUUCUCAUGUAGCUGUUUUGAUCAUAGAUGGCCUUUAAAAAAAUCCAAGUUGAUAUUUCCUCAUAUACACUUAUAACCUAUUAGUGCAAAUGCAAAUUAUGUGAUUUUUUAUUCCAAUGAAGGUUUUGAUAUACUUUAUCAUUGCUUAAAAUAACUCCCUUAAGAACAUAUCUAAGAAGAGUUCUCCGAUUUUUCCUCUUUGGGAAGGAACAAACAUUUUAAUUAUUCCAGACACACAUUUAAUCCUUCAUUUAACAGGUAAAAACAUUGAGGUGAGUGCAGCUGUGGUCUAGACCACGCCAGCCCAUGCUUUAUACCCAGGUUUUAGGGAAGACAAAUUUUUUGGUAAGCUUUAGAAAGCUGUAGCAUUCCAGGACUAUUUCACAGGCAAAGUAUGAAAAUGCUUACAUCUUAAUUAUUUAUUUAUUUUUUUAUAAAAAGCAGGCAUAAAAUACAAUUACAUUUCUACAAAGAUGCAAUAAAAUUAAAAAAAAAUCAAGGGGGCACGAUUUUUGUUCAUGGGGACAAUUGAUCAGCUAUUUAUGAUGAUCUAAACCAUGCAGUUCAUAACUUAUUACAAUCCCAAACAUACGUCACCAUGGGGAAGGGAAUCAGGCGAGGCCCCAGGCGUGACACCCACACUGUCACACAGUGCUCUUCUUCAAAGUGCUUUAGGGCCGAGGCACCUUCACAAGCUAGGGGAGCUGAAGCCUCCGCCAGGCGAGGGAGCGAAUCAGUAGCAGUGUCACCGGGGACUGAGAGGCUCAGUGAGGUAGGUGCUGAGGGGUGUAGACACCUACUCAGAGCCUUCUCAGUGAGGUGAGUGUAGUGUCUGAGUGUCUGCUCUACCCUCAGAGUCCUAUGAGAAGGACGAGCAGCAGCAUCAGCAGCAGGACUUGUGAAACUGCGCGUGGUGGCCUAGGGCUUCCCGGGUAGGAUCCAUGUACUGACUGAGGCCCAGCAGCCCCGCAGAGGCGCAUCCUGGACCCCGGCACUGCUGCAGUUCCAAAAGCGCUCACUGGUUAUACGUGCCCUACCCAUUAGUCAGCUACAGCAUUUUAAACUUUCAGAUUUUUUUAAAAAAAUCUUGCUUCUAGAUAGGUCUUCAAAAAUUAAUACUUAAAAAAAUUCAUUAUACAUUAAUCUUCAACAGUAAUACCGGCACUAGUUUUACUUCUGUCUCGCUAUCCCCACAAAAGUAAAAAAAAAAUUAAACUAAGAAAAUCCCAGUAUUCACUCUUUCUUAGUUCCCAUAGGAGGUAUUCGUGGCUCUAGGAGAAAUCAGGUGUGAAGAAAUAAACAGAAUUUGGUCUUAUAAAUAUCUUAGAAAUUCUGGAACCUCAAGAAAAAGAAACUGGCACAAAAUCAGGUUGUUUCAUAUUUACCAAGUGUUGGGAAGAAAAUGUGGACAGAUGUGUACAUGAAGGUGGCAACUGGGGAAAAAGCAAAUUCUCACCCAAGGUCAGAAUUUUUUAUUAAGCACAUUUCCAUUAGUUGGACAAACAACCUUAUAAAUCUUUUUAUCAAACCAUAUAAUGUGAAGAAUCUCCAUGGGAGAGAUUUUUUUCUCACCCCUCAGAAAAUCUUUUCCCCUAAAUACUUCAUAUUAAUUUUUCUUGUACAGUUGUAUCACACCAUGAUUCUCCCUGUUCAUAUAUAUACACAUAUGCAUAUAUGUAUAUACAUAUACACGUACAGCAUUCAAAAUUCAAACUUUUGCUUUUUACUCAGAUACUUCAAUUACUCGUGUAAACUUGAAAUUAUUUCACCUUAAUAAAGUUUAUUAAAAAAUAUAUAUAUAUAUAUAUAUAUACUCUCCAAUUCAGAAUAAUAGGAUAGAACCUCCCAUAGUGUAACAAAAUCUUUAUAUAAAAUAUUAAUUCAGUCUCCUUUUAACAACUCUAAUGAAUGGAAUAUUUCUUCUAUAUAAAUUUUAUAUAUUUUUCAUUUUAUUCAUU